GCGCCGGCAAGGCAGUCUCCAUCCCGCCACGGUACGGGGUGCCGGCUCUGUGGGGAGACCCCUCUCUCCCGUGUCCUCACGGCCCAGGAGUGUGGGGAGGGGCAGCCUGCACUCCCUGCUCACACCUGAGCCCCGGGCCCUGGGGGGACCGCCCAGCCCUGUGCUGCAGCUGGGGGGCAGCAGGCACCCCUCAGGUUCCUCUGGUCCUGGUGAUCUUCACCUCCGCCCUCCCCGGCAAAACAUUCUGAGCCCGCGCAGGAGGAGGCCGGGGUGCCUCCUGGCCCCUUGGCUCCCGUUGGCGACCCUGGGCUCCCUCUGUCAUCAUCUCGCUCGUUCCUGUCUUUCCCUCUCCCUUGUCCCCAUAAGCCGCCUGCAUGGGGCCAUUGCUCUACAUUUGAAGCCUUUUUCUGUUCUAGGUGAGACGAUUAUGAAAAACCUAUCUUUGGGGACACACGUCCCAAAAAGUUACUGGAAGAAUCCGGUUUUGCUGGCAGAUGUGGAACUUUUGGGCAGAAAGGGGCAGUUUCGAGGGGUUGGGCCCUGAGACAGCAAGAGCAGGAGGCCCUGGGCAGGGGUUGGUGGGUUGGGCGGGGGUACCCCGGCUUCCAGCCUCCCCUGGAGGCGCUGGUGCUCCUUCCUCAGCUGUCUGCUGGUUCCGGAUCUUGGUGCUUGGGCUCUGGCGUGGCCCAGCCUGUGUCACUGCGUCCUCCCGCUCGGUCCUCUGUGCUUGGCACGUCCUCUCCCCCUGACGCAGCCCUCACCUGCUGUGUGCGCAUCAGCGUUUGCCACACUCCUGCAGGUGGCAGGCAUCAUGCCUGUUCGCAUCUCUGGUUCACUGGUCCUGGAGGUUGCAGCUGCGUCUUCCCAAGACCGUCCCCUUCAGUUCACCGUAAGGCUUCCAGGAGUAGUUCCAGGGCAUUUGUCUUGGAACUCGCUCCCCACAUGCCUUUCCAGUCUCCGCUCCCAUUCCUGGAUUGUCCCCGUCCUCCUUCAGCAGGUGGCACGGGCACGUGGGGAGGGCACACCGGCAGGACGCACGCUCCCAGGCAGGCCCCGCACAGCCCCAACGCUGCGCUCGCAGUUCUCAGCAUCUCAUCUUCUCUCAGGUACCACAUGGAGUGCCUGGACCCUCCUCUCCACGAGGUGCCAGUGGACGAGUGGUUCUGUCCAGAGUGCACAGCCCCCGCCAGGAUUUUCUUCCCGAGACCUGGGCCACGUGAGCGAGGAUGAGGUCUCCCUGCUCUUGACCGAGGCAGUGCCCACCACCAGCAGGCUUCGGCCUAACACAGGGAGGACCCGGGCCAUCGCCAGGACACGGCAGAGUGAGCGAGUGAGAGCCACUGUGAAUCGGAAUCGGAUCACCACUGCCAGGAGGAUCCAGCAUGUCCCCAGGCACCUCAUGUCAUCCCUGCUGGACGAGACCAUCGAAGCUGUCGCCAGCGGGCUGAGCACCUCCGUGUACCAGCACCCUGCAACUCCUCGGGCUCCCGGUAAACGGAGGAGGAAAGCAGGAAGGCGGAGGAAGGGGCUGGGGAGGAAGCGGACCCAGUCCAGAUCUGUGAAGCCUCCGAGCUCAGGGACCAGGUCGAAGAAACGUCCGUGUCGUGCGAAGAAGAGGCGAGGAAAGAAGAGCAAGAUUAAAAAUGAAGUCACGGUGCGUUCCCGCAUUGCAAAGACCCUGGGCCUCCGGAAACCUGUGCAUGGAGCCUCCAUCCCGUCUGUGUAUAAGCCGGUGGACCCCUCGCUGGGGCUGAUGCGGGCCGACAUCGGAGCAGCUUCUCUGUCUCUCUUUGGAGACCCAUACGAGCUGGACCCCUUUGACAGCUGUGAGGAGCUCGCUACAAACCCCGCUUCCCCUGCGAGUGCCAAGAGGAGGGUCCUGUCACAGUCGGCCCUGCGGUCACACCAGCCAGUGGCCAGACCCGUUUCCGUGGGGCUUCCCAGGAGAAGUGUGGCCGCCGCCGUGCCAGGGCCCGAGGUGGAAGCGGCCCCCGUCCCUGACCUGCUGGGGCACAUCCUGUCCAGUCAGAGCCUGCUGCUGAUGAGCAGUGCUGACGUUGUCAUCCACCGGGACGGCUCCCUCAGCGCCAAGAGGGCAGCUCCAGUUUCUUUUCAGCGGAACUCAUUCGGCCCAUCCGGGGGAGAUGGAGGCCCCGGGUCUGGGGGCUGCUCGCAGGCUGGAGCCGUGCACUCCGAGGGGCAGCACAGCCCGGCAUGGAGCACCCCUAGCAGGCCCACCCCAGGCACGGCCCCCGUCCCGGCCCUGUCCUGUGUUCCUGUUCGCACGUCGGGGGUGGCCAGAAGGCCAGACUCACCACCGACCCCCCAGCCAGUUCAAGUCCAGAAUGUGUCCCAUGUGCGGAGACUUGGCUUGAAGAGAUGUGCUGAGCCACGUAGUGGGGACGGCCAGCAGGCGCUGCCUCCUCGUCCUCCGUCAUCCCAGGGCUGCAGCAGCAGGUCUCACUCGCCAGCUGAGAACCCAGUGCCAGGCCAGCCACUGACACCAGUGCCCAGGAGAGUCAGCAUCUCCGAGCUGCCGAGAAUACCAAAGAUCAGGAGGGACAGCAGCGGCAGUGGGCAUCUGGACUCAGCCCCGGCCUCCGGCCACAGCGUCGAGAUCCCCAGCUCCUGCAUCAGCCGGCUGACGGGCAGGGGCAGCCCCGGGCAGCCUGGACGGGGGACCCGGGCCGAGGGCAAGCCUGGCAGCAGGGGCCCGCAGGAGCCCGGCACACCCACAGCAGGCAGCACCCAGCCCCCGGCCCCCGACUCCCAUGGCAGCCUGGCCCCGCCUGCAGCGCUGAGGGGGAAGAAUGUGGGGUCAACCUUUGAGAGCUUUAGGAUCAAUAUUCCUGGGAAUGCAGCCCAUUCCAGCAGAUUGUCCAGCCCCGGGUUCUGUAACACCUUCCAGCCUGUUGACAGCAAGGUGCAGAGGAAGGAGACCCCUUCCCCUCUCUUCUCCAUAAAAAAGACAAAGCAGCUCAAGAGCGAGAUCUAUGACCCCUUCGACCCCACGGGGUCUGACUCAAGUUCCCCCCGCAGCAGCCCUGAGAGGCCUGGCCCUGUCCCCCUGCCCUCCGAGAUCACGCGCACCAUCUCCAACCGCUGCCCCGAGGCCCCUGCACUGGAGGCCGUGCGCUGCGUCACCUCCUACACAGUGGGCGCUGCCUUUGGGACAGGCCCUGAGCCGCCUCGAGGCCCCUGUGGCACGCUGCACACGCUCCGGGACAAGAGGGCCGCUGAGGGGGAAGAAUGUGGGGGCGAGGCACUGGGUGAGGAGCCCACUGGGAAGCGGGGCCUGUCUGUCUGGGGCCAGAGGCUGUCCCUGCUGGAGCCCUGGGAAGACGAGGAUGGGGCCUGCCGCAGCUCCUUCUUUGGCUCCCAGGAGCGGACGGUGACCUGUGUGACAGUCGUGGGCCCAGAAGCCCCACCCAGCCCGGACACGCCUCUGCCGGCCACCCACAGGGUCGUGGAGCUGCGCUCGCCCUCCCGCUCCCGCUCCCGCUCCCACAGCAGGAGUGAAGAGAAGAGAAAAAAGGCCACUGUCAAGGAGAAGACGCAGCCAGGGACCCGCUCCAGGUCUCGCUCGGGGUCUCGCUGCAGGGCCAGGAGCUCCCGGUCGGCUUCUCUGUCACUGGGCGAGGACAACGCCAAGAAGCAUCGGGCUAAGGCCAAGAGCCAGAGGUCGUCCAGCGAUGGCUCCAGCAGCCACGACCGGGCCAAGGGCCGGAGGCCCAAGGAGAAGGGCCAGGAGCGGAGGCACGGCCCCCGGGGACGGCGGCGGUCAGGGUCCCGCUCCGGCAGCCCCAGCAGCUCCUCCCACGAGCACCACGAGGGCAGGAAGAAGCGGCGGCGGAGAUCAGGGUCCCGGCCUCGGGGGAGAGAAGGCUCUCCGCCGAGCAGCCCGGGCAGGGUCCGCAGACACGGGCACCGUAGGGACCCCCGGGAGACACGGCGUUCCCGGGACAGGGGCCGGCGACGGUCGAGAUCACCGGGCUCAGACCCCAGGCCCCACGCGCACCAGCGGCCUCACUCCUGGGAGAAGCAGCCCCAGACCCGCUCCCACUCUCCGGGCAGGAAACUGCCUGUAAAGGUGGCGUCCCCCUCCCCCCCACAGCAGGUACCGAGGCCCCUGGCUGGCCCUGCAGCUGGGCCACCCACCCCGGUGUGCACGGAGCUCUCGGCCAGCCUGGAGGUGGCCAUGGCCCACGAGGCACCUCCCGCUGUGGAGACACUGGCCGAGGCCAUGCCCGAUGACCUGGAUUAUGGCGACACUGUCGAGGCCGGCCACGUCUUCGAGGACUUUUCCUCUGAGGCUGUCUUCAUGCAACUUGACGACAUGAGCUCCCCACCUUCCCCCGAGAGCACGGACUCCUCCCCUGAGAGGGUGCUGCCCCCUCACCCUGCACCGGCCCCUGCUGGCCCGCAGGGUGGUGCCAGCCUGGCCGUGGCUGUUGUCACGGGGUGCACAUCUCUGGCUUAUGGUGAAGGUGCCAUGCUGCCCCCACCCCCGGCACAGGGUCCCCCAGAGUGGGGCUGCCCCCAGCAGGCCUCUGCUCUCCACCUCAUGGGGGGCCAGGCCCUGGGGGCUGAGGAGGGAGGUCUUUUGAGAGAAAGGGUUGGCGUGGCUGCCAGGCCUGGGGAGGACGUUGGCCACAGCUCCCUGCCACGGCCCAGAGCCCCGGUGAAGAGAGUCACCUGGAACCUGCAGGAGGAGGGGGGCAGUGCCCCGCCCGAGGACCAGGCUCCACGGACGCCUCUCCACCAGCUGCAGAGGCCCCAGGACGGGGCCUGGGAAGUGGAGGUCCUGGGCCCCGUGGCCACCAGCCAGGCACUGCCCUCCGAGUUGCCCCCUCCCAGCCACAUACUUCCUGAGCCCGCCUUCUUCGAGCCCAGCUCCUCUCAGGUUUACAGCCCCAACAUGCCUCUGGCCCCAGCUCUGCCCUCAAGCGUCCCACCUGAUGCUCCAGUCAGCCAGCCCACAUCCCAGUGUGUCAUGCAGGGGAGCCUUCCCCUGGUGGGCUGCAUGGCUGCCCCGAGCCUGGCCCCAGUGCCCACCGUCCUGACCACAGCCCUCGAGCCGGCUGUCCAAGCCCCCAUGGCCAACGACUCGGAAGAGAAGACCGUCCCCAAGCCAGCCGCAGAGAAGACAAAGAAUGAGGAGUACAUGAAGAAGCUGCACAUGCAAGAGCGGGCCGUGGAAGAGGUGAAGCUGGCCAUGAAGCCUUUCUACCAGAGGAGGGAGGUGUCCAAGGACGAGUACAAGGACAUCCUGCGCAAGGCCGUGCAGAAGAUCUGCCACAGCAGGAGCGGACAGAUCAACCCGGUGAAGGUGGCCAACCUGGUGCGGGCCUACGUGGAGAAGUAUAGGCACAUGCGGAAGCACAAGAGGGCCGAGCCCGAGGAGCAGCCGCCUGCCCAGGAGGCCGCGAGCUGAGGCGGCCUGGGCAGCCCUCGGGCUUGGCCACACUCUGGUGGCGGCACUUGGUGUGUCCCAAUGGCUCUGCUGGCAGCGCAGGAGAGGGGGCUCGGGGCCGUGGGGCGUGCCUGUUUUCAGGGUUCCUGUGAUCACACAUGGUCUGCACACCUGUCUGGCUCACAGUUUAAAACUGGACUUUUUUAUAUGUAUAUUAUAGAUAUAUACUGUU
Messenger RNA from Choloepus didactylus (southern two-toed sloth), 5645 nucleotides. It is a transcript of the gene PHRF1, whose product is annotated as PHD and ring finger domains 1. The record is from RefSeq and is a predicted model, not a curated record. Bases 812 to 5434 code for a protein of 1540 amino acids. NCBI's taxonomy places the organism in Eukaryota, Metazoa, Chordata, Mammalia, Pilosa, Megalonychidae. The transcript has 13 exons.